Messenger RNA from Aedes aegypti (yellow fever mosquito), 3316 nucleotides. Its product is annotated as protein app1. Lineage: Eukaryota; Metazoa; Arthropoda; Insecta; Diptera; Culicidae. The transcript is spliced from 4 exons. The record is from RefSeq and is a predicted model, not a curated record. Gene Ontology annotation, molecular function: protein binding. Bases 558 to 2333 code for a protein of 591 amino acids.
CUGCGCUGUCUGUCAGUUCAGUUGAGUUUCAUUGUUCCACAGAAAAUGGUGCAUCGCGGGAUGAUGGUCGCGUAAUCGCCUCUUAAUUUUACAUUGCACCCAGUUUAGUCGCGGAAUUUCGGAUCCAGUUUCCCGUGUCCACCAUUGGCUGGGGAAGCUCUUUGCCCUGCUCGGUUGUGUUAGCUUUUCCUUACGCUGCGCGAGUAACUCAUAUCCGAAAGGACGGGUUUGUUUUUUGUGUUGUGAAAAUUUGCGUCGAAUUCCAUCGGUGGUGCGCAGAAAUAAAGGCCCGUGUCGCAAGAAAGAAGAGCGAUUCAAGGGGUGUUCGAAAGGGGGUUGCUCUUGUGUUUCGGUUCAAAUUAUAUAUUGUGAUUGUGUGGAAUUACUGCUAGGUAUAGGUUGGAAUUGGUUGAAGUGCGCUUAGAGCUUUAGCGAAGCAAUACCAGCAGAAGUGUAGAAGGACGUGAAGCAGGAAACAGAGGCCAGCUCUCGUGUUCGGUAGCCAGCAGCAGAGACCAGACCAGACCAAAGGCUAGAGCGGGACGGGACGAGAGUGUAUGUGUUGGAUUUCGUUUCACCUCUGCCAUAUGAACAGUAGAAAUAUGACGAUCCCGUCAAGGCCAGCACCACCGCCUCCACAGGCAUCCUCCAACAAAACCACACGCUAUAGUCCGGCCACCAACUGGGAUGACACACCGUUCAGUCCACCGGCAGUUGGCUUUCCCGCAGCCAGCAGUAGAGCUGUCCCUCCCCUGACCGGAAACCAACUGAACACGAAACCCAAGAAGGCACCUCCACCGAGGCCUCCCCCACCGAAAGUUGUCCCUGCGCUGAAGAAACCCGGUCAGCCGCAGUCCAUCAAUAUUCUGUCGAACCUCUUCGGCCAGAAGCGAAGUCAUGCACCGAAAGGAGUGACCAAGUCCCAGCAAGGACAGUUGCCGAUGAAAUUACCACCACCUCCGAAGCAACCGCCGCCCCUAAAUCAACACCCAACUGGACACUACGGUUCCAUCGGGUUCACGUCAGGGAACAAUGCUCAACCCACCGCUACCGGAUCCGAGCUGAUCAGCUUCGAUUCCCCACCCAGUUCACCCACAUUCACGCAAAAGUCCUGCAGCGACUGCAUCAGUGUGGAUAGUUUCAGUUCCGACUCAAACUAUUCCUCACCGAACAAUGGGAACAUGUCCCAGGCGGAGAGCGGCUUCGAAGAUGAUUUCGUUAGCCAGCACGAACAUCAACGGUCAAAGGCCACUACACCGGCGUCGUCCACGUCAGCGACGCCGUCUUCGUCAGCCCUGAAAGAUCUUUGGGACAUAUCCGACGCCUUCGGAGUGCAACAGACGUCCACCAAACCAACAACGAAUCCCUCCAGCAUCUACGCACCGGUAGGCUCAGCCACGAUUCGAGCUCCCGCGGUGAACAGCAAACUCUACGCAUCUGAAUUCGUAGAUCCCCUGUGCAAUGGCAAAUCCGUUGCCCCAAAAGUACAAACCGUGGCAAUGCCCACUAUUAUCAAACCAGGUGGUGCCAGCAAUAGUCAAAAGAGUACUCCCGUGCACAGUAGUCUGAAGCCGAAACCGGCACCGCUGCCACUGUGGACAUCGGGGAAACCACCAAUCCCAUUGCCGUCUUCGGUUCCAAUAGCUGCUGGACUACUAUCUACGGGGGCCAGCUACGAAGAUGACGGCGAGGAAUCCCUGGACUCCCUGCCGUCGCCACCGAUGCCAAACAUUCCACCACCUCCGCCACCACCUUGUUUGGUGGAUGAGUCUGAGGACCUUGAGACGGCCGGCGGAGCAAGCGGCGGCGAGCCAUACGGAAUCGCAAUGUACGAUUUCAACGGAGAAACCGAUGAGGAUCUCAGUUUUCGGACAAACGAUAAAAUCUACUUGCUGAAGCGACUGAACGAAGAAUGGCUGCUAGGGCGAGAUCGACGUGGCUGCGAGGGAAUGUUCCCUGCCAACUACAUAGAGGUGAAGGUACCAUUGGAAGAAGGACGAUUACCCUCUACCAAGGCAUUCAGCAGUAGCGGCAACAACAGCAGUAGCAGAUCCGAAACUGCUAUCAAUCAUAGUGAUAUUAGUCAUAGUGGAACCGAUAGCUUUAAAAGCCACCACCCGAAGGUGCGUGUGCUGUACACCUUCAACGCCGAAACUCCAGAAGAUUUGACGAUAGUGGAAAACGAUUAUGUCACUGUGCUAGGCCAGAUCACAUCCGAGUGGUUGUACGGAGAAAUGCACGGGCAGCGGGGUCAGUUCCCGGCCAACUUUAUCGAGUACGUUCCAGCCAAUCUACCUCCUAAGCCGGCCCAGGAUUACAACGGUGGGGCGUAGAAGAGCCGAAACCGUAAGCACCUUGUGGGUCCAAACGAGCCUUCGUUUUUUGUUUGUCAUCUUUCGCUCGCUUACAACCACAACUGAGUAGCAAAAUCCCUUCUACGUAGUUUUUGGUCCAGAAAUAGGAAUACCCAUUAGAUGUGCUUCGUUGCAACAGUAGAAUUCGGAUAUUGCGAUAGGUGCUCCAUUUUUGACCCAACUUCACACAUUUGCAUUCAUAAAGCUCUGGAGAAAUGAAGCAAACGACCAAGCCAUUAACUGAAAACGUUAGCAAAUGCCUUUAGAAGAGUAAGCAUUUUCGUUCAUUUCUUCUCGAAUAAGUAUGUAAAUAUAAAGCGGGUUUUUUGCAGAACGUCGCAAACCGACCUAAACGAUCGGAUAGGUCACUGUCCUUUCGCAAAAAUUAGCAAUUCCCUUGGUUUUAUUGGGCUGAUAAUGUCUGUAUGUGUGUUUGUCUGCGACCUCUUGGGAAGAGUGAAGAAUGAUUGAGAUUUUGUCGACUUAUAUUGCACGAAAGCAUAAACAAAGUCUUUUGCCGGCCUCCCAAAUAUGUGAUUUGAACGUGAUGGUAUUAAUGUAAGUUUUGCAUGCGAAGUAACUUUUCUAAAAUACAAUUUAUCCUUUGAGAAUCGAAGUGAUCAGAAGGCGAUGAAAGUAGUAGAACUAAAUCAAUAACACUGAUAAUCUUUAGACUUACAUGAUCUGAAUCUACACGUUUUGCAACAGUUGGGCACCACAUUCAAACUCCGCUGAUAAGCUUAUCCUGUUGCUACUAUAAGAGGUGAAAUCUGUGAAAAUCGUUAGUAUCCUAUUAAUUUGUCUAUACAUACACACUUUAUAUUAGGUAAACCCUUUAGCUUAGCUAUAAUUUAUUCAAAAAAAUAUCAAAAUACACAGAGUACACACUGAAUGCUAACUACUAGUAGUAGGUUCUUUUGUAAAGAUUUUUACUUUAGGAAUAUAAAAUGAACAUUCACUUA